Molecule: messenger RNA, 675 nt
Organism: Serendipita indica DSM 11827
Lineage: Eukaryota; Fungi; Basidiomycota; Agaricomycetes; Sebacinales; Serendipitaceae
Source: the annotation of a GenBank genome assembly
AUGUUCGCCAUCGGAUCUAUUCUUCUUGCUCUCGUUGGCGUUGCAAGUGCAGCCGCAAACCCUAUUGCAGAUCCAACUGGCGUAGGGGUCGAGGCUCGUUCGCCAACACCCAAAUCCGAGCUAGCGGUUCGUGACGGCACUCCGAGUUCGAGUGGCUUCAAAGACGGGUACUACUACUCAUUUUGGACCGACGGCGCUGGAAGCGUCUACUUCACCAACGGUUCUGGUGGUUCGUACAGCGUAACCUGGUCAGGCAGCGGUAACUGGAUCAUCAAUUUCUCGGCUGACUUCAGCCCUAGUGGAAACGCCUACCUUUCAGUAUACGGCUGGUCGACGAACCCACUCGUCGAGUACUACAUCGUCGAGAACUUUGGAACAUUCAAUCCACAGUCAUUAGGGACAUACAAGGGCAAAUUCUGGUCAGACGGCAGCGAAUACUCAAUCUCCACCGUCAUACGUUAUCCCUUGCCCUCAGUCACGGGUGGUCCAAACACCCAGAUAUUGCGACAGUACUGGAGCGUCCGUCAAAUCAGGCGCUCUUCGGGAACGGUUACGACAGCGAAUCAUUUCAACGCAUGGAAGCAAUACAAUAUGACCCUUGGUCCGCACAACUAUCAGAUUCUUGCUGUCGAAGGAUACUAUAGCAGCGGAAGUGCCAACGUGACUGUCUGGUAA